This is a messenger RNA of Trematosphaeria pertusa, 1284 nucleotides long. RefSeq lists its product as uncharacterized. The transcript is spliced from 2 exons. Bases 170 to 928 code for a protein of 252 amino acids. NCBI's taxonomy places the organism in Eukaryota, Fungi, Ascomycota, Dothideomycetes, Pleosporales, Trematosphaeriaceae. The record is from RefSeq and is a predicted model, not a curated record.
GAGGAUAGGAGAUGGCAGCAACAGCUGUUCACGCUGUCCAAGGCUGAGAAGAAGAAGUUGAAGGAAGAGAAGGGAAAAGAGAGGGCGAAUAAAAAAAAGUGAGGUCGAUGCUGCAUGUGGAUGUCAUCGGUGAGGAGAUCUUUCCGCGAUUGGAGGGCGGGGGGACGCGAUGAACGUUGUGCAACGCGGUGGCUGGGGCGAGGUCGGCGAUACAAGAAUAGUCCUUCAACCUCAUAGUCGAUAUAGCCCAGUGCUUUCAUUGCGGUUCAUGGUGCUUGAAACCAACUCGGAGCAUUCCUGCAUUGGUGCGUCACUGUCGCGUCCUUGCAUAAUGCUGUGUCACCGUCCGGUGAGGACUGUCCAGCGAACCCCAAAACGAACCGCCACCCCGUGUCAACAGACCCUAGCUCUCCACAGACUCGCAACGUUCUUGUUAUCAGUUCGCAGAAGUGUUUUUACUCCUCGCCAAAGCGCGAGACGCGCAACGGACCACAUCACCUCUGUCCACUGGGCAGACGCCUUGCGUGCUGCGAAUCGUAAUUACACAAGUAAUGCAUAUAUCCAACAACAUCCACGCCAUGCAAAGCUCCCUACGCGUCAUACGUCAAACGUCUUCGAAGAACUCCAAAAGGCCCCCCAAACCGCGACCAAUGUCAAAACGGCCCUCACCUCCGCGGUCAAAGCCGAAACCGAACCGCAAGACCAAGCCCAACUUCGAUUUAAGCGGCUAUUCGAAGGAAGAGUCCAUGAUGUGGAUUCACGCCAUACUCCCCGGAGUUCUAAGCGAGCAUUGCGGAAGAGCUUCGACAGGUUGAGGAGGUGGAUAUGGAGAGGAAGAGAGAGGAAGAGAGAGGAGGAGGAUGGGAGGUCUGGUUGGUGCUUUAGUCUAGUGGAUGUAAUUACAUUGGGUUUCUUUGCGGGUUGGUAGGGGGACAGGAGCAGCUAAGGCGGUGGGCUGGUGGAAAAUGGACCGCGGUCAGGGUGGAGAAGUCUGGUGCGAUAUCAGUGCAGUCUUUUCUCUUCCUCAUCGUCUUUCUAUCUUCGAUGGAACCAUCCUAGAAAUAAGCGCAUAGACACUUUUCCCCGAGACGCACGUUGUUGGUCGAGGUGGCGAAACACGGCAAGAACAUUGUGCAACAGCAGAGGCACGAGUUUUAGUGAUCCCCUCUCUUGCUUUUCCGUCUUUGCCCUCGGUCCAUCAUAUGCUUCUCCAAUUACCUUAGAGCUUUACUCCGCAAUUACCGACUAUACGAUGAUCGGAAUUCUUUUCACUGCCCUCUAAUC